AUGGUUAUUUCAUUUAUAUCUGUGAGCAACGAUAAACCAUUGCUUGACGAAGGACAAUUCCGAGCUCAGUUCGGUAAUAAAUAAUUUGAAGUGUUGUAAUUUUUUUUUGUUUAAAUUUUAUUUCAGUCUUAUUGAAAAAAAAAAUUGUCUGAUGAUUUUGGAAAUUUUACCACGUCUAGGUAAGUCCAAUAUAAAUAUUAUUACCAAGUUUUAAGUUUACGUGUAUUUAUAACCGAAUUACUAUAUAUUAUAACCGAAAAAUGAAAUGUAUAUAAAUGAAUAAAUGAUCUAUUUAUAUAUUUUAAAUCAGUAUGCAAGUCGUCGUGGGUCUUCUCGGCAAAUCCGUUUAAUAUUCUCCCCUGUAUUUCUUUUAUAUAUUAAACAUAAAAAAACUUGACACACACCUUACCUUACCUUAGUAACACAAAAUGUACAAGGUUGGUCAAAACGUUUCUAUGGUGUCUAUGGUAAUUAAUAAAAAUAAAAAUAAUAAUGAAGAUUUGUGUUCCAUAUUAUACAAUAAACUGUAAUGUUAUAAACAGUCUAUAUUUUAGUGUAUCUGUAUGCAACAAUAAACCAUUGCUAUCGAAAAAAAGAUUCUGAGCGAAAUUCAGUUGAUAGUGAUGCUUUGUCAACAAUAUAUAUGUCAUAUCUUGGUAAAAUAAUUAAAUAGUCAUUAUUAGAGCCCGGAUUUAUAUGCAUUUGCAUGUUUGUAUUAAGUGUAUGCACGUCUAUGGGGGUUUAAAAUGUCCACGGAUCAUAUCACACCGAAUUUAAACUCCAAAUUUUAUAUUGCAUAUUUUGCAUAUUUCGAGGGUUAUUGCAUAUUUGUUCAUAAAUGCAUAUAACAUGAAUAUUUAAUGGGUUUUUAAUAAAUUAACUAUGAAUAAACAUACACUCGCGUCCCAGCUUAUUAUGUCGAUAUCAUUCUAUAANCUGCAAAUAUACCUUGGUUUAAACUACAAAAUCCAGUCUUCCGCGAUUUUUUACAAAAUUAUACAAAAAAACACAUUCCUGAUGAAAGCACUCUACGUAAGUCUUUCUUACAUCCAUGUUAUGUAAAAACAAUUGAAAAAAUUAGAGAAAAAAUUGGGGACUCGUAUAUAUAUUUAGUCGUUGAUGAAACUACAGAUAUCAAUGGUAGUUAUAUUGCAAACCUUUUAGUUGGUGUGUUAAAUGAACAAAAUGCUAGCAAACCAUUUUUAAUUUCAUGUAAAAAAUUAGAUAAAAUUAAUCAUUCGACGAUUUCUCGCUUUGUAAAUGACAGCCUAAGAAUAUUGUGGUCUCGUGGUGGGAAUGAUGAAAAAGUAUUAAUUUUAUGUUCCGAUGCAGCGCCAUAUAUAAUCAAAGCUGGUAAAACACUAAACGUAUUUUUUCCUAAUAUGAUACACAUUUCACUUGCUCACAUGAUCCAACGUCUAGCAGAAAAAGUUAGAGAAAUGUACCUCAAUGUAAAUACUUUGGUAAGUAAUUUAAAAAAAGUAUUUCUUAAAGCACCUCAGAGAGUAGAUGUAUACAAAGAAAUAACGCCCAGUGUGCCCUUGCCGCCAAAACCAGUACUAACCAGAUGGGGGACAUGGGUUGAAGCAGCUAAUUUUUGUGCAGAUCAUUUUGAUAAUCUUAAAAUAAUUUUACAAAAACUAGAAGAUAAAAAUGUUGUUAGUAUAUAAAAAUGUAUUAAUAUGCUAAGUCUGGAAUCUGUUAAAAGUGACUUUAAAUUUAUUCAAGUUCAUUUUUUUAUACUAGUGAAAAGUAUAAAAAAUUUGGAAGAUUCUAGUUUAACAUUGUCUGAUUCUACUCAAAUUGUAAAUAAUGUUAUUUUGGCGAUGAAAAAAGUACCAGGACAAAAAGGAAAACUAAUUCUACAAAAAUUGUUUUAUUUAAUUGAAAAAAAUGUUGGAUUCCAAACCGCGAAGCAGAUAACAGCAAUUUUGUCAGGGAAAGAAAACAGUAUCAUGCCACCAAACUUANGAAUCUGUUAAAAGUGACCUUACAUUAAUUCAAUCUCAUUUUUUUAUACUAGUAAAAAGUAUAAAAAAUUUGGAACAUUCUAGUUUAACUUUGUCUGAUUCUACUCAAAUUGUAAAUAAUGUUAUGUUGGCGAUGGAAAAAGUACCAGGACAAAGAGAAAAAAUAAUUCAAGAAAAAUUGUUUUAUUUAAUUGAAAAAAAUGUUAGAUUUCAAAUCGCGAAGCAGAUAACAGCAAUUUUGUCAGGGAAAGAAAACAGUAUCAUGCCACCAAACUUAACUCCUUCUAUGUGUUCAUGUAUGAAGUUUGCACCUAAUUUCAAUUGA
This is a messenger RNA of Cinara cedri, 2295 nucleotides long. The record is from the annotation of a GenBank genome assembly. NCBI's taxonomy places the organism in Eukaryota, Metazoa, Arthropoda, Insecta, Hemiptera, Aphididae.